Messenger RNA from Gryllus bimaculatus (two-spotted cricket), 4580 nucleotides. Lineage: Eukaryota; Metazoa; Arthropoda; Insecta; Orthoptera; Gryllidae. The record is from the annotation of a GenBank genome assembly.
ACAGAGAAUAUUGUGAACUGCACUCUACCAACUUUCUCCCAACCAAUUAGCAUAUACAACAGAAAAAAAUAGUUUUAAGAGGACGGAUGACACGAAAUAUUUUACAAUGAAUGUCGCGUUUGCUUUCCUGAGCUUUUAAACACUCUAAUUUCGGCAUUUUCUUUUCGAAUUCCAUUGACCAAUUUUGAACAAGUGGCUGGUGAGUUUUAUUUUCUUUUAGCACCCGGCCUGCGCCAGGCUGCCAAAGUACAAGGUCAAGCAAGAAACAAACCCAGGCGCAGCGAAGAGCUGGUGAAGGGACAUGCAAAAAUGUUGUGUAUAAAUUCUACACGGAUUUGUACAAGUGUAAAAAAUGCUUUCAUAUACACGAUGCAGCACUGUGCGUUUGCCAAGAAGGCUGAUACAGGAUUAUUAGCUUUGGGCAAAAAGAAGAAAGGAAAACUUGGACCAAUUAUGGAAAAGAAAGUUCUACCUGUAGUAGAAGAUGCAAAUAAGCUGGUUAACUAUGUAUGCGGAAGUAAUAUUUUAAAAGAAGGAGAAGACAUAAAGAUAAAGCCUGACAAUGAAUACCCAGAAUGGCUGUGGAGCAUACGAACAGGUCAACCACCACCACUCUCUGAAAUGGAUCCUAACACAUUGGAGUACUGGAGAAGAGUAAGAAAAAUUGGACACAGGAGGAUAAAUAGUCUGUUAAAAUUGAGAAAGUUUUAACACUCUUAGAUAAAUUUAUACUUUAUUAUUACACAGUAUCAAGUUUUUAAUUCUAAAGCUAUUAUGUAUUACAAAGUAAAAAUAAAUCAAUUUCUAAUAAGUUAAGUGUACCUUUCUAUGAACUUGAAUUAUUUUCGGAUAGUGCUUGAGCCCUGCGAUUCCUCCAUGCAGUCAUGUAAGAUCUUGGGUGAAUAGGAAAAAAACCGCAUAAACCUAAAUAAAUUUUAAAAAUAUUAAAAUUGUCACAUGUGUAAACACCUCUCACUGGAGCUCUCAAGAUCAUUAAAUAUUUAAUUGAGCAUGGCUACAUGUAUUAUUCAUAAGGCCACAAGUUCUAAGACCAUAAUAUUUUAAUCCCUGCUAGUGCCAUUCUGCUACUGUUUUCUUGAGCCCUCAUUUCGCUAGAUUUGAAAGGAGUGGAGCGGAGGGGUUGGUUAUUUGUACAACAGGAUGAAAGUAUCCAACAGGUAGCGAGUUUUUCAAUGCAAAAUAAUUUCUAUUAAGCAGAAGGAAGCAUUUCUGAUUAUCAGGUUUUGUUAACAUCACUCGUUACUAUCAUUUUUAAUUCAACUAUUGUUAGUAAAGGAGUGGCAGAUGCUCAAGAAAACAUACACAGAGUAAUGGUGACUUAGCAAUAACAAUUCUAAUGCAACAUGUCUUUGCACGUAAUUUCAAAUUGAUUUGAACGUAAGAAUUUAGCAGCCUCUGAUAUUAACAAUCUCAUUACGCCAAGCCAUAAGUUAUUCAGAAAAUAAACAAAAAUUAGACGAUAAAUUACAAGAAGAUAAGCAACAAAUUGCACUCUCAAGAGAGAAAUUAAAUAGACAUCUCUAUUCAGUUGCAUUAUUCUCAUAAUACACACAACUUAUCUGCUCAAUUAAAAGAGGAAAGAAACAUUGGUAUUCAACAGACCCCAGCAUGAGGUGUACAGAUAUGAAAAUAGUAAACAUCCAAAUCAAUAUACAAUACCCAAUAAUUGGGCAACUGGUGUGGAGACAUCAGCACCAUUUCCAACCCAAUGACGAAUUCUUUCCAAAUUGAGUGAAACUAAUUUUUCAUUAUGUUGAUUGGGUAACGGGUCAUAUGUUCCAACUUGUUCAAUGACUGGGUCUUGUUGAUCCCUGAAGCUUUCCAUAACUACUAUGUGAUAAAAUGGUCUAUUUGUACACCCUUUCCGAGAAAACCUAAUAAUCUUCCUAGUAUGCUGCAGAAACUGAGCACCACCACUUGCUGGAUGUGGCAUAACGAAUACUGUAUUCAAGAUUUGAUAAUUAAAAAUGAAUUAACCACUAGUGGAUUUUGACUGUUCUUCACAACUGUAAGCCAGUAUUUACGUUUUACUUCCCCCUUACAAAAUUUAGAUUAUUUUCACGGACCAACGAAACCCGGUGCGUUAUUACCAGUUUUUAUGCACGCAGCGCUCGCAUAUCAUAUUUGUGAUCGCCAGACGCUACGAUGUUGUUUAUACUUUAUACCACAACCACACGUGGAGGGAACAAACGAAUAUCGUGGAUCUGAACUUCACUCAGGCCCAGUUCGGCCAGCUGGUGAAUCUGGAGACCUGGAGGUGGAAGGAUCUGACGAAGGCCAUUAUUCGUGGGUUUCAGAAGUAUUUAGCGCGCUACAGUAUUGUCAACGAAGUGGAUGAACAUAUUAAUUUGAUUUUAUAAAAAAUACUAGGUUCAUAGAUGCCACGUUCAAUUUAAUCCACACAAAAUAUUUGAGGUUGCGAAGAAUGCAUCAGUUUUUUAAUUCAAAGAGUUUACGAAGAACACCUAAAGAAAGGCUACCAAAAAAGGAAAGCUAAAUCAUGCAGGCUCAAAUUCUUUCACGUGCUUCAGCUUGGUCCGAGCUCAACACUGUAACCACCUUUGAUGCAGGCGGUGCAACUCGUCCUGUUGAUAGUAUGAGUGAUAAGAAAUACACUGUUGAGAAUAUUAGAAGCUUUUCACCAUCAAGUUUAUUGGUUGAAUCACUUAUAGAACAUUUGUGUAGACUUCUUGAAAAGGAUCCUGCAAAUCAGAAAAAUCUAUAUAAAGUGAUUUGUGGAAAGCUUCAUCAAAUGAAAUUGAUUGAUAAAACAUAUGGUUUGGAAGAAUUUGAAUCAUUGAGAGGCUAUUAUCAGAAGGCUUUGGUACAUCUUGUAACUGUUGCGAAGUCAACUGUUGAAGGAAAUGAAGAUAAUAGUAUUGUUAAACUAUCAAAUUACAGUGCUAACCUAGAACUCUCUCCAUCGGUUUUGAAAGAAGAACAGAUAUUACAUUGGUCGAGAUACUCAACGGAUUAUGUGGAAUUGAAGUUUAUUGCUAAAGGAGGUUUUGGGCAAGUUUUCCAAGUACGAAAUAAACUGGACGGAGAAGAAUAUGCAGUUAAAAAAAUAUUUUUAAGGUAUCGUAAUUUGAAUAGUUUCUACCGAAAUAUUCAAGAAGUUAAAUUAUUGGCCAAAUUGAACCACCCCAAUAUUGUGGCAUACAAAGCAGCUUGGCUUGAACCAUUGUUCUCUUUUACAUCUAAUCAUAUUUCGCCCCAGGAAAGCGAGCUGGAAGAUGUUUCUGACGUAUCUGAUGUUUCUCAGGGUUUUCCCAAACCUGUUUUGAAUAACGUGGAAACAGAAGAAUCAUCCAGUAUUAUUUUCAAAGAAAAUGACUCCGAGAAAAAGACUGAAACUUCUACUCAGGGAGCCGCUGCAAUGGAAAAACCUGAAACAUUGAGCACCAGACAUGUACAUAGCAGAACAGUUUCUGAAGUAUUCCUGCAAAGCUCCAAUGCUAGUACAUCUGGUGCUAGUAGUAUGUUCAAAAGUGAAGCUGCCAUUACAAUGGACAAUUUUGUAUCAGGACAUAAAGAGGAUUGUAGUGUAGAAGUUAAAGCUCUACAAAAAGAGAAAGCUGUGUGUCGUUUUAUGAUACAAGCAGAAAACACUAAUCAAGAUUCUAAUAUUCAACAUGAGUGGGUAGUUUUAUACAUCCAGAUGCAGUUAUGUUCUUCUACUCUGAGGGAUUGGCUGAAUGAAAGAAAUGCUAUAUCGCCUUCUGUCAACGUCAAAGAAUGUUUAAGGAUUUUCCAUGACAUUGUGUUGGGUGUUCAAUACAUUCAUUCUCAAGGAAUUGUUCAUCAUGAUAUUAAGCCCAACAACAUUUUUGUGAAUGGAGUUAGUGCUAGUCAGAUCAAAGUUGGAGACUUUGGCUUGGCAUGCUUCCUCCACCACUCAUCAGAUGAUGUAACAUUGAUUGCUUCCCAUAACCACAGAGGGGAGUUUGGUACCAGGUUGUAUGCUGCCCCUGAACAGCUGGAGGGGAAAUGUGACAUUAAGAGUGACAUAUACAGCCUUGGGAUAAUUCUAUUUGAGCUGUUGUGCCCAUUCAGAACAGAUAUGGAGAGAAGUCUUGUUCUGACAAAUUUAAGAAAUGGAACCUUUCCCUCAGAAAUGGAUGAGCAAAAUCCUGAAUUGAUGCAGUUGAUAAGAAAAUUAUUGUUACAAGAUGUUCAGUUGCGCCCUUCAGCAGAAGAUAUUUUGCUUUCUCUGGAAUCGUUGACAAAAAACGUUCCAAGAGAUAGCGUACCACCAGAGGAUAAGGAAUAUCAGAAAGGAUUUAUUGAACAACUUCGGGAAGAACUUAUGAGAAAAAACCAAGAAAUUGAGGAACUGAGAAAAAGAGUCCAAGCAUUGGAAUCAAAAAGUAAUAAAAAUGAACAAUGAAACUAAUGCAUUUUCAAAACUUCUUGAUAUUCUGGUUAUCACUUGCCAUUAAUGCUUUCCAGGACAGUUCAGUUUGCGAUGAAUUAUGUACUUAAGUGUGAAUGCUAAUUGUGUAUUGUAAACGUAUUCUGUAAGUUAAAUUUUUAAUAAAAUAAUGGUUCUAUACACA